Molecule: messenger RNA, 2481 nt
Organism: Penicillium waksmanii
Lineage: Eukaryota; Fungi; Ascomycota; Eurotiomycetes; Eurotiales; Aspergillaceae
Product: Zn(II)2Cys6 transcription factor
Exons: 7
Coding region: 1-2481 (826 amino acids)
Biological process (GO): regulation of DNA-templated transcription
Cellular component (GO): nucleus
Molecular function (GO): zinc ion binding; DNA-binding transcription factor activity, RNA polymerase II-specific; transcription cis-regulatory region binding
Source: RefSeq, a predicted model, not a curated record
AUGGACGAGCAGGCCUCCCAAACCAAACAACCGGCCUGUCUCAAUUGUCGCCGCAGUAAAAUCCGCUGCAAUAGGCCCUCCAGCCACGCCCGCUGCGAGAAAUGUCGCCAGUCUAAUGUUGACUGUGUCGUGCCGAACCACCACUUGGGUCGCCAGAAGGGUGUUAAGAAAACCUUGGAACAUUCGCUAAUAUAUACCCCCAGCAAACGAAAAGGCCUGGAAAAAGCAAUCCACCAGAUCGAGCAAGCGAUUAAACGCCCAAAACUCGACUCAUCCACUAGCUCAGCAGAUGAGGCUCAACGCGCUAUCUCUGGACUCCAGGAGCUACUCUCGCGCUUCCAGGGUCAGUUGAGUCACUCACCAGAGCACGGCAGGCUCGGGUCCGGGGCCGGGACCGGGGAAGGAGAAUCUGAAGCAUUCUCAUCAGAUCUGGAACGAGAUCGAGACCUUCACCCGCACAUCUCCUCUCCGUCACCACGCGAAGCCCCAGAGGAGAAUCUUGCGCUAGAUGAUGCGGAGAAUCCGCUACAGCUUUUAGCGCGGGCAUCGGAUUUGCAGCUCUCGCCUGUUGGGGUACGGCAUAUGCCCAAGUCGCCACCCUUACCCUUGAUAUCAGCUCCCUUGUCUUUAUCUUUACCACAAGAGGGUAUUGGUCUUGCCGUGGACCCGGGGGUCAGGGACAGGGACAGAGGUCGGGGUCGGGACCAGAGCCGGGAUUUUGAUGCGGAGCUUGAUCGGCGCGAACAGAGUGCUAAAUCCUUCUUCGUACCUGCCCGAGCAAAUCUGGAUGUAGGGGAUGAUUUGGAUCCGGUGGAGUUGGGUCUUGUUACAUUUGAUGAGUCGGAGUCUUUAUUCUCUUUGGUCAACCCACCUCCAGUCCCACCCCAAUUAACCUUCUCCUCCCUCCACAGCUUCUACCAACAUCUCGCACACACAAGAUGGGGCCUAGAUCCCCUCGUCCACACAGCCCACUUCGUCCGCACCCAAUCAUCCUUCCUAUUCACAUCGAUAAUGGCCGGCGCAGCUCUAUUCCUCCCAUCCGCAAGCGCCCUAUCAAAACGACUCUCCCGCCACGUAAAAUGGCUUGCGAACCGCGUAAUGACCCACCGACACCGUUCCGUCGAGAUCGUUCUAGCUUUCAUGGUAAACGUACCCUGGAUGGCACCCGGGGACCGCCUCGGUGACGACGACACGUGCGCGUAUAUUGCAAUGGCAUUGACUGUUGCCCUCGACCUGUCGCUUAAUAAGAUCGUUACGCCUUCGUCGAGUUUUGGAAGUGAUCUUAUUUUCCAGCUCGCGAGGGCGGAUUGUAUUGAUGCUAAGCGUGCGUUGCUUAUGGAUGGGUUUGAUGAUGUUGAGCCUGGGUCGGAGUGGGGGAGAAGGUUGUUGAGGAGGAGAGAGAGGGCUUGGAUUGCGCUUUUUGUUGUUGAGAGGGGUGUCUGUCUUGCUAGAGGGAGAAGCUAUACGGUUCCGCCGACGGCGCUGAUUGAGAAUUGCGAUAUGUGGUAUCGGUCUGAUAUUGCGGAUCGACGGGAUGGCCCGAUGAAUUCUAUGGCUAUAUUACGGCGGGAUUUGGAUGAACUAUUUCGAAAAGUCAAAUCAAGUUGCGAUAGCUAUAGAACUGGUGAUACCGGCUCCGAGGCUGCCCACGCAAUAAAAACCACUAUUGAAAAUUUCUACGAACAAUGGUUCACGACUUGGGCCAUAGCGAUCAGUGAAGACGGCGUAACACACACCCAACUCUCAACCUACGGCGGCGUAAUCAACCACCCAACAGCCCCAACAGCAGUAAAGCGGUUUUUCCGCGCAGCAGGUCUAUCUUCCGCAUUAAAUGUCCUCCGAGCCGCAAUCCAAGGCGAAUCCCGACUAAAAUCAAUGCCAAAUAAUACCGUCAUCAUGAUUUCCUUCGCGGCUUGUUCGGCGCUCAGUCUCAGCGUCACGCCCGGUGAUAGUCAGUCCAGUCUCGCCCCCAGCGUGAGAACACUCAUUGAAGAAACGGCCGGUGUACUUGAACGUAUUGGUGCGACGCCGAAUCAUCGAAAUGGUGCUUCGGUUUUAUAUGGUCGUUUUUUGAGAGAACUUAUAAGGAGGGGUCCUACGCUUCCGCUUUCGCAGAAUCGUCACGGUGCAGAGCAUCACCGGAUGGAUUUAAAUGAAUCGAUUCUAUCGCCGUCAAACAGAGGCCUUGAUGGUAAUGAUAAUGCUAAUGCCAAUGUCAAUGCCCAGGGCCAGGGUCAAAACCAAGGCCCACCAUCAUCCCUACCCACUAUCCCAUCACACCCAGCACAAUCACAAUCACUACCACCAACCGAUCUCUGGACCGAACCACUUCAGUUCUCCGCAAUGUCAGAUGACCAAAUCAUCGACGCGGUGAAUCGUGCGGGCGGGAGUGCGUUUGGAGCCUCGAUUCCUGAUGUCCCCUUUGAUGAUAUGCUUAGUUGGGAUUGGCCAGAUUUCGCGAAUGCGGAAUUUACGUUUUAG